AACUAGUUAGAGUCGAUUUUUCAACUUGUAAGACUCAAUUACCCAUUCUAUUAUCACUAUUUUUCAUUCAUAAAGUGUUUUUCCCUUCGUUAAUUAUAUCGUAAAAAGUAAAAUUUGAGUGUAUUUUUCCCCGAAUAACAUAUAAGAGUGGGUUGACCCGCCCCGCCCCGUAUCCACUCGAGUUUUACCCGCCCGCCCCGCCCCGUAGUAACGUGAGACGGAGCAUGAGAUUUGAGUUACCCGCCUGCCCGACCCAUUACCAUCCCAUCACUACUAUUACUGGUUGCUAGCUAGCUAGUACUUUAAUUCUAGACAAGCCCACAGUCCAUGCAAUUAAGUUGUUACCAGAACCAAUAAUUAAUUUCUCAUAAAGUUGGAUGGGAAUUGGUAGAUUUCCAACGAAAAAGGCCCAUUGACUGAUGAUGGAGAUGCUUAUCAGAAUGAUUUGUGGUUUAGUAACUAACUUUUCCCAUCUGAAACUUUUUUUCUUCUUUUCUUCAGCACACCAUUUGGUCUUAGCUAGUCUUCGCUCAUAUGACUAAUAAUUAAUUCGAUAAUGCAAUAUGCUUUCACCCUGAAAAGACUUCAUCACUCAACUUGGACCCCUUCUCUUCUAGAAUGGAACUACACUCCCAAAUCAACUUGCUCCUUAGAAUACUUGGACUUGUAACUCUUUGUUUUGGAAUUUUCACCCAUUUUCACAUUACAAUAUGUAUAACACAUGUUGUAUGGAUCUCUCCCCACCCCAAUAUCAGACUCCAAAAUGGACCAAGAGUCAAUAAAACAUGUGGCCAGCCAUUUUGACGUCAUAAUCUAUUUUAUCUCAAUAAUAUUCAUUCGUAUGUACGUUAAUUUGAAUAUUUUUAUUAAUUAAUAUAAGCAUGUUUAUUAAUCAUGUAUAAUCAUUUAAUCAUUUAUUGUUUCUUGCAUGUUUCUCAUUUAGAUUUCAUAUUGAACAUAAAAAUAUUGCAUAUAUUUUUUUUCAAAUCCUAAAAAAGAAUAGACGACCGAUCUAUCUCGAUCCAUAAUGUUACUCAACCUAACCCACAUCAUGCACAAUCUAAGUAAGAAUCUUUGACCUACCCACCCUAUUGCCUGCCAUCCCCAACUAUAAGUACAUAAUCGUUCCUUCCAUCUCCUGCACUCAUCUCAUCAUCAGUAAAGGCUAUUCUUGAAUACAUAACGAAAACCAAAACAUCCACUAUAUAGGAGAAAAGAAAAACAUGGCCGCCGCGGCUAGUCCAACACUACUAGUGUUACUAUUACUACUACUCCACAACUUCCCCUCAUCUCCCUCCGCCGCCUCCCCCACCGCACGACGUCUCCUGGCCGCCGACGACCACGACGUCCAGUACUUCCCGGACGCCGCGGUAUCCGCCGGCCCGCCGGUUCCUAUCCUGGACAUCGAGGGCAAGACCGUCAAAGCCGGGGGCAGCUACUACAUCAUCCCAGCCAACACCACCACGCAUGCCGGCGGCGUGGGGAUGAGCAGCCUAUCAGCCACCUCCACGUGUCCGCUCUCGGUGAUCCAGGACCGGCACGCGGACUCCAACGGCUCCCCGCUCUCAUUCCUCCCCGUGGCCACGAAGCUCGGCUACAUCGUCCGCACCUCCACGGACUUGAACAUCGAGUUCACCACGACCGACGCUUGCGAGGAAGGCGGGGUGUGGAAGGUGGAGGAGUACGACGAUGACGUGGAGCAGUGGUUUGUGGGGACCGGCGGGGUGGAAGGGAAGCCAGGGGCGAGGACGGUGGAGGAUUGGUUCAAGAUCGUCAAGUACGGAGUUAAUAAUUACAACUACAAGCUGGUGCACUGUCCGGGCGUGUGCAAGUCUUGCAAGAUCAAGUGUAAGGACGUCGGGGUGUUCGUUGACGAGAAUGGGGUCAGAAGGCUUGCUCUCACCGAAGACCGCCCUUUUGUGGUCAAGUUCAUGAGGGCUGAUAUAUAGACAGACAGUUAAGGGGGACACAACACUACAAAUUAAAGCUGAUUGAUCGACUGCGUCGUGCAUGAUCUUUCCUUUUGCUAGAGUGUUCAAAUUCUACCAACAUUUUGCGUUUUUAUUAUUAUAUAUUGUGAUGUUGUACUAUUUUGAGAGUGUCAUUAAAAUUAGAAAAGAAAAGGAAGAAUAAUAAAUGCGUGUUAAGUUUCGAUAUGGUAAGUUGAAAUUGCAUGAUUCGAUGUUGGUCACGACAGAUUUGACGGUUUUGAGCAAUGAAUGAUGGAGUUUAAGUUUUUGCUAUUAUUGGGUAUGUUCACGUGCGUGAUUGAAAAAUAUGAAUUAUCAAUCAGAGAUCAAAGGGACUAGUGUUUGAGUAUGAAAGUGUUGGAGGGUACAAGUAGAGAUCAAUGGAGCUACACGAGCAAGGGUGUGUCGCAACCAGCGAGAAGCCACCUCGAAAUUAAAGGUCCUGCACAAAAGGUAUGCAGGCAUUUGAAGAUUUAGUUAGAUAGACAAGUGAAAAAAGUCAUGAAUGUGUUUGGUUAAAAUUCUAUACGUGAUCACCAUUCGAAAAUAUAUUGCUCAUUUAAAGGAAUGAUACAUUAAAAGAGAUAAAUAAUACUAUAUUCCAUUCCAAUAAAAUAGUAGUGAAAUAAUUGUUCAAAAAAUUUGUUCGAGCAAAAAUCAAGCAGAUUUCUUCACCAAUUCUCUCUCGAAGACAAUUUUUGUAAAAUUUGUUCGUGAAAUUGGUGUUGGACGACUCAAAGACAUGAACUGAUAUGGUAAGGGGUAGCAUAUACAAAGUGCAAUCAUUUUUUCUUAAUCGUGAUAUUUCUCACUUGAUUUUCACGGAAUUGAGCGGAUUUCUUCCGAGUCCAUUUUUUGCAGAUUUCAAAAGUGUAAAGCUUAGUUUUUUGGGCGAUUUUUCCGAAAUACCAUUUUCGUUUGAUUUUGGAGGCUACAUGUCACGGAUUUAGUUCGAGACUAUUCUCCACCGAUAAUGAAGUCUAUUGAUCCUAUUCCACACAAAUAAUUAAGUCCAUAUUAAGCUCAGAAUUGGGCCAAUUUACUUUGGGAUGACAUUUUCAUAAUUCUUUGGGCGAUUGUUUUUCGAAAGGUCAUUUUCCUUUGAGUUUGAAGGCUACAGAUCACGGAUUUGGCCUGAGGCUAUUCUUCAACGACGAUUAAGUCCACUAAGCACGGAUUUGGGCGGACUUUUUCCCGCUCCAUUUUUUGCAGAUUCCAAAGGAGUACUACAUAGAUUUCGUGCGAUUUUUCCGAAAUGUUAUUUUCUUUUGAUUUAGGAGGCUACAGAUCAUGGAUUCAGUUCGAGGCUAUUCUCCACCGAUAAUCAAGUCUAUAGAUCCUAUUCUCCACCAAUAACUCAGUCCAUUAAGCACAGAAUUGUGCUAAUUUAUUUUGGGAUGACAUUUUCGAAAUUCUUUGGGCGAUUUUCGUUGAUUUUGAAGGCUACAGAUCACGGAUUCGGCCUGAGACUAUUCUUCAACGAUGAUUAUGUUCACUAAGUACGGAUUUUGGCUGAUUUCUUCUGGGUCCAUUUUUGACAGAUUCCAAAGAGGUAACAUCACAGAUUUCAGGCGAUUUUCCAAAAAUGCUAUUUUCUUUUGAUUUUGGGUGCUACAGAUCACGAAUUCAGUUCGAGGCUAUUCUCCACCGAUAACGAAGUCUAUUGGUCCUAUUCUUCACCAAUAAUUAAGUUCAUUAAGCACAGAAUUGGGCCAAUUUAUUUUGGGAUGGCAUUUCAUAAUUCUUUGGGCCGUUGUUUUUUGAAAGACCAUUUUCCUUUUAUUUUGAAGGCUACAGAUCACGGAUUCGACCAUAGGCUAUUCUUCAACGACGAUUAUGUCCACUAAGCAUGGAAUUUCGCUGAUUUCUUCCGGGUCCAUUUUUGGCAGAUUCCAAAGGGGUACCAUCACAGAUUUCAGGCGAUUUUUCCGAAAUGUUAUUUUCUUUCGAUUUUGGAGGCUACAGAACACGGAUUUUUUUCGAGGAUAUUCUCCACCGAUAAUGAAGUCUAUUGGUCCUAUUCUCCACCAAAAAUUAAGUUCAUUAAGCACAAAAUUGUGUCAAUUUAUUUUGGGAUGGCAUUUUCGUAAUUCUUUGGGCGAUUGUUUUUCGAAAGGCCAUUUUCCGUUGAUUUUGAAGGCUACAAAUCACGGAUUCGGCCUGAAGCUAUUCUUUAACGAUGAUUAAAUCCAUUAAGCACCGAUUCGGGCGGAUAUCUUCCGGGUUAAUUUUUGGCAGAUCCCAAAGGGGUACCAUCACCGAUUUCGGGCGAUUUUUCCGAAAUGCCAUUUUCUUUCGAAUUUGGAGGCUACAGAUCACAUAUUCAACCCGAGGAUAUUAUCCACAUAUAAUGAAGUCUAUUGAUCCUAUUCUCCGCCAAUGAUUAAGCCCAUUAAGUAUCGAUUUGGGCGAAUUUAUUUUGCGAUGGCAUUUUCGUAAUAUUUUAGACGAUUUUUUCGAAAGGCUAUUUACCAUGGAUUUUGAAGGCUACAGAUCAGGGAUUCGGUCUGAGGGUAUUCUUCAACGAUGAUUAAGUCCAUUAAGCACUGAUUUGGGCGGAUAUCUUCCGGGUCAAUUUUUGGCAGAUCCCAAAGGGGGUACCAUCACCGAUUUCGGGCAAUUAUUCCGAAAUGCCAUUUUCUUUCGAUUUUGGAGGCUACAGAUCACGGAUUCAACCUGAGGCUGUUUUCUACAUAUAAUGAAGUCUAUUGAUCCUAUUCUCCGCCAAUGAUUAAGCCCAUUAAGCAUCGAUUUGGGCGAAUCUAUUUUGGGAUGGUAUUUUCGUAAUAUUUCAGACGAUUUUUAUCAAAAGGCCAUUUACCCUGGAUUUUGAAGGCUAAGGAUCACAGAUUCGGUCUGCGGCUAUUCUUCAACGAUGAUUAAGUCCUUUAAGCACAGAUUCGUGCGGAAUCUUCCGGGUCAAUUUUUGGCAGAUCCCUUCGGGGUACCAUCACCGAUUUCGGUAGAUUUUUCCGAAAUGCAAUUUUCUUUCAAUUUUGGAGGCUACAGAUCACAGAUACAACACGAGGCUAUUCUCCACAUAUAAUGAAGUCUAUUGAUCCUA
Molecule: messenger RNA, 5034 nt
Organism: Linum trigynum
Lineage: Eukaryota; Viridiplantae; Streptophyta; Magnoliopsida; Malpighiales; Linaceae
Source: the annotation of a GenBank genome assembly